AUGUCCAGGGAUACUGCAACAGAAAAGGAGAGGCGCUCUCCGUUGGACCAUCUUCCACCCCCCGCAUCCUCUAACAAGCCGCUCACGCCGUUCAGCAUAGUGGACAUACUCAGCAAACCCUCAGUGAAAAGAGGGACAGCACUUAUCUUUGCGGACAAACAUGCAGGCCUACCUGGCCUCGGCCUGCUGCACCUGCCCAAACGGACACUUGUCGCCAAAGCUCCACUGUGUGCUCUCGAAGAACUCGCCAGCAAAACCUUUAAGGGGCUUGAAGUGGGUGUUCUCCGAUCCGUAGAAGGAAGGGAUUGUUUGACACUCUAUACCCAACAGCAUAACCCCAAGAAGCGGAGAAAGUCCAGGACUGCAUUCACUACCAAUCAAAUCUACGCCCUGGAGAAGAGAUUUUUGUUCCAAAAAUAUUUGUCUCCAGCGGACAGGGACCAGAUCGCACAUCAACUGGGUCUAACGAACGCUCAAGUCAUUACGUGGUUUCAAAACCGAAGGGCCAAGUUAAAGCGGGACUUGGAGGAGCUGAAGGCAGACGUGAAGUCGGCCACAGCCAUUGGGAGUGUGCCGUUGGAGAAAUUGGACAAACUGGCCGAUUUGGAGAGACUGGUCAAUGGGACUGCGGGGCACCGGUCACCAGACACUCCGUCGGAAAAGCAGUUUCGGAUGCCCCCCAUGUCUCCACUUUCAGACCACACAGCUUGUAAAGAAAGCUCAGACGACGAGGACGAAGAGAUUGACGUAGAUGACUGA
Molecule: messenger RNA, 759 nt
Organism: Sardina pilchardus (European sardine)
Lineage: Eukaryota; Metazoa; Chordata; Actinopteri; Clupeiformes; Clupeidae
Product: transcription factor LBX1b-like
Exons: 2
Coding region: 1-759 (252 amino acids)
Biological process (GO): regulation of transcription by RNA polymerase II
Cellular component (GO): nucleus
Molecular function (GO): sequence-specific double-stranded DNA binding; DNA-binding transcription factor activity, RNA polymerase II-specific
Source: RefSeq, a predicted model, not a curated record